CCCGUCUCGCUUGCCAGGGGCUGGGAGGAGGACGCGGGAAUAGGUUCUGUCACGCCGAAAGUGGUGCGAGCCCUCAGGUCGCCCCUCACGCCCCUUCCUCGGGCCGAGAACAGAACAACUGUUAAUAAAAAUGGAAUUUACCAGUUUGAACAGGCUUCAAAAUGUAAGGCAAUUCAGGACAACAUUUUGUCAUCAUCUAUCAAGAAGAAAAGAUAUUCGGAAGAUUAUUAUCUUCACAUAGUCACGAAACUGCAGAACUGCACCUGGAUAAGGAGACCAGAAGAAUCUACAAAGUUCAGGUCAGAAUUAGCUUCCUGCUGUGAUGCAGUUCACAAUUUUAUUGCUUCUCAAAACAACACCCCACUGGGAAGUAACAUGAGUUAUGAAGUGGAUAGUAAAAAGGCCAUCCUCAUUACAGAGGACAUUUUUAAGAUGCUGCCUAUGUCCUCUCCUCUUUCAGUCUAUCCCUUCAAGACCUGUGCCGUGGUUGGAAAUGGAGGCAUUCUGAAAAAUUCCAGCUGCGGAGCUGAAAUCGAUCGUUCUGACUUUGUGUUUAGGUGUAACCUCCCUCCAACCACGGGAAGCAUUAGCAAAGAUGUUGGCAAUAAGACAAACCUUGUGACUGUUAAUCCGAGUAUCAUAGCUCAGAAAUACAACAAACUAAAUGAAAAGAAGACAGAAUUUCUCGAGAAUGUUGCAGUCUAUGGAGAUGCUUUCCUUUUAAUGCCAGCAUUUUCCUUCAGAAGCAACACAGCCACUUCUUUUAAAGUAUAUCACACUCUGCAAGAGUUCAAAGCAACCCAAAGGGCAAUAUUUUUUCAUCCCACCUAUCUGAAAAGUCUUGCCCAGUUCUGGAGAACUAAGGGGGUGAAAGCGUAUCGGUUAUCAUCUGGUUUUAUGAUCACUAGUGCUGCUCUUGAGCUGUGUGAGAAUGUGAAGCUCUAUGGCUUCUGGCCUUUCUCAAAAUCCACAGAGAAGAUGCCAAUCAGCCACCACUAUUACGACAACCAGCUGCCUAAACCAGGUUUCCAUGCAAUGCCCAAAGAAUACAACCAGAUCCUUCAGCUUCAUGGUAAAGGCAUUUUGAAGUUGCAGUUUGGUAAAUGUGAAUCAGACUGAAAAGGGUGAUGAUCCUAAGGAGACAAUUUGUGUGUAUCUCAGCAGUUCGAUACUGGAUUUGAUCUGAUGUGAUUUUGUGAGCAUUAAACUGCAUUAUUACAAUAGAGAAAUACUUUACACUUGGGGAGAAAAGGAAACAAUUUUUUCAGUAGUGACUGCUACAUUUCUGAAUUUUGAGUGAUCAAUUUUUAAAAUACAAAAUAAGAGUUAUUUAGGAAAUUCUGAAACUCCUGACUAUUGGUUUAAUUUUAGCAAAGCACAGUCUCAGGAUGGUGGCAGUAUAUGACAU
Molecule: messenger RNA, 1408 nt
Organism: Leptosomus discolor (cuckoo roller)
Lineage: Eukaryota; Metazoa; Chordata; Aves; Leptosomiformes; Leptosomidae
Source: RefSeq, a predicted model, not a curated record